AUGUCAUCUGGUGAAAACUUGGCGCCGAGAGAUGCAAAGGUCAUUUCGGUAAUUCUCCGAUCGCUUGGAAUAGAAGAGUGCGAGCCAAAGGUAAUCAUACAGCUGCUUGAAUUCGCAUACAAAUACUCCACAGAGGUUCUUGGAGACGCACUGCUGUUUUCAAAACAUGCAAACAGAUCACAGAUCAACUCAAGCGAUGUGAAGCUGGCAUUGCAAACGAAGGUUGGGAAGUACUUUGUCCCGCCGCCUCCGAGGCAGUAUCUUGCAGAAAUAGCAGCCAUGGCCAACUCAAAGCCACUUUCUGUCCCUGAUGGAGAAACACUGAUAAAGGUUCCUCCUUUGUCAUCUGCACUGCUGAGCCUUGACUACGAGGUUCUUGAUAGGGACAGCGAGAAGAAGCGGCGAAUAUAUUGA
Messenger RNA from Ordospora pajunii, 414 nucleotides. Its product is annotated as transcription initiation factor TFIID. Gene Ontology annotation, cellular component: transcription factor TFIID complex; SAGA complex. Gene Ontology annotation, biological process: RNA polymerase II preinitiation complex assembly; DNA-templated transcription initiation. NCBI's taxonomy places the organism in Eukaryota, Fungi, Microsporidia, Ordosporidae. The transcript has a single exon. Gene Ontology annotation, molecular function: RNA polymerase II general transcription initiation factor activity; transcription coactivator activity; protein heterodimerization activity. The coding region runs from base 1 to 414 and encodes 137 amino acids. The record is from RefSeq and is a predicted model, not a curated record.